This is a messenger RNA of Blumeria graminis f. sp. triticale, 1209 nucleotides long. The record is from the annotation of a GenBank genome assembly. Lineage: Eukaryota; Fungi; Ascomycota; Leotiomycetes; Helotiales; Erysiphaceae.
AUGCCUGAUACGGGCGAGCCCAAACCUUUAAAUCCAUCAGUGAUAAAGUCGAAAGCGCUACCAUCGGGCUCUAAUAUCCCUGGACCCGUUGUAUCCCAAAUCGCACAGCCCUCAACCUUCCUCAGACUUCCAAUCCUUAAUCGCACAAUACAUGAAACAUCCCAGAAGAUAAACGCAGUUGAUAGCGAACAGCUCAGCGGCCUGUUGGUUCUCAGAGAUGGCUUUAAUGUCGUUUGGAGAAUAAAAUCUGUGCGAGCUUGCGCGAGACUGACAACUUUGGCCUUGCAGAACGCCAUUCGGGAGUUCCUCAAAAUUCGUACGAGCUACGACGUCCUUCCUCUAUCCUUCAGGCUUAUCAUACUCGACACCGAUUUGCUUGUCAAAAAAAGCCUAACCAUAUUGCUCCAAAAUGGUAUCGUCUCUGCUCCUCUAUGGGACUCACAUACUUCAACAUUUGCCGGCCUUUUGACAACCUCAGACUACAUCAACGUUGUACAGUAUUAUUGGCAGUACCCCGAUGCACUUAACCAGAUAGAUCAGUUCCGGCUGAGUAGCCUACGAGACAUUGAAAAAGCCAUUGGAGUGUCUCCUCUCGAAACUGUUUCAGUUCAUCCGACUCGCGCUUUGUAUGAGGCUUGUCGUCAGAUGUUAAAAACACGGGCACGAAGAAUACCUCUUGUUGAUCUUGAUGAUGAAACGGGUAGACAGAUGGUUGUUAGUGUAAUAACACAAUACAGACUUCUCAAGUUCAUAGCAGUCAACGUUACUGAGACGGAAAUGCUCAAGAAAAGUGUUUCCGAGAUUGGCCUCGGAACCUAUAAGGAUUUGCAGACUGCCACCAUGGAUACACCUGUAAUGGAUGUAAUUCAUAUUAUGGUUAAGUAUAGUAUAUCCAGUGUGCCUAUUUUGGACGAGAACGGACGAGUGUUAAAUGUCUUCGAGGCUGUCGAUGUAAUCGCUAUCAUAAAAGGAGGUGCAUACGAUGAAUUAACAACAAUUGUGGGUGAAGCUCUAUCAAAAAGAGCAAAUGACUUUGCGGGCAUCUACACUUGCAGCGAAGAAGAUAGGCUCAAUUCAAUAUUUGACACAAUACGAAAAUCUAGGGUUCACCGCCUCAUCGUUAUUGAUGAUGAAAACUGUUUGAAGGGCAUCAUAUCCUUAUCAGAUAUUCUGAAAUAUGUACUUCUCCAUGGAGAGAUAAAUGAAUAA